CCUCCAAUAAUAUGGCUACCACUUCCUCGCUGUACAUCGCAGUAUUAUUAUUGCUUAGCCUGCACCCUACAGACGCACAAAUUGGAGUAUGUUAUGGAAGGAAUGCAAAAGACUUGCCAUGCGCGGAAGAUGUGGUAAACCUCUAUGACUUCCACGGCAUACAAGCGAUGAGACUAUAUGAACCCGAUCAAACCACACUAGAGGCACUACAAGGUACAUGGAUCACCCUCAUGUUAGGUGUACGUAACGAGGAAAUUUCGAGUAUAGCCUCCGAUCAAUCGACCGCUGAUAAGUGGGUUCGGACCAACGUGGUCCCUUAUGCAUCAUCGAUCAAAUACAUUGCCGUUGGAAAUGAAAUCCAUCCAUCUGACCAACAAGCCUCAUCGGUUAAACCAGCGAUGCAAAAUCUUCUUAAUGCAUUAAAUUCGAACAAUUUAGGAAACCAAAUUAAGGUUUCUACAGUAAUUGACACAAGUUUAAUCACAAACUCUUAUCCACCAUCACAUGCACAAUUUAUAAACUUAACUUACAUUACCCCAAUAAUAAACUUUUUGGCAACUAAUGAUUCACCUUUGUUGGUGAAUAUUCAACCCUACACAUCUUAUAUAAAUGAUCCAAAAAAUAUUAAACUUGACUACGCAUUAUUUAACGCACAAGGGACUGUUUUUAUUGAUGAUAAAAAUGGGUUGAAAUACCAAAAUUUAUUCGAUGCAAUAUAUGAUGCAAUCCUUGCUUCUAUAGACAAAGUUGUUACAUCCCAAGAUAAACUACUUUAUAAUGGAAAGAAAACCCGGAGUAACAAGAAGAAGAAGGUUAAGGUGGUGGUGUCGGAAAGCGGGUGGCCGUCGAAAGGUGGAUUUUCAGGCCAUAGUAAGAAAAACAAUGCUAUAAGAAGUAGACAUCAUGAUCAAAUGAGGUCAUCUAAUGCUGAAGAGGCGGCGACGACGGAAAAUGCAAAGACUUAUUACACAAAUUUGAUCGCUCAUGUGAAGAAUGGUACUCCAUUGACACCAGGAGAAGAGAUUGAGACAUACUUGUUUGCAAUGUUUGAUGAGGUUGAUAAACCAGGGGAUGAAAGUGAGCGCCAUUUUGGAGUUUUUACUCCGGAUGAACAACCAAAGUAUGGCCAACUUGACUUUUGUUACUGUUAGAACUAAUCUUUUAAGAGAAGGGUAACCAAAUUGUGUAUCGAGAUAAAAUAUUAGGGUUAACCCUUCAAAGGAGAGUUUCAUAAUUCUCUAAUAAUUAAUCUUAUUAUGGUUUCAUUUUGUCCUUCUUGUACAAAAUAAAUCAUGCAUAAUGAUAUAAAUUAUGACAAAAUAAAUU
Beta vulgaris subsp. vulgaris (sugar beet) is the source of this 1326-nucleotide messenger RNA. RefSeq names its product glucan endo-1,3-beta-glucosidase. Lineage: Eukaryota; Viridiplantae; Streptophyta; Magnoliopsida; Caryophyllales; Amaranthaceae. Gene Ontology annotation, cellular component: plasma membrane. Gene Ontology annotation, biological process: carbohydrate metabolic process. The transcript has 2 exons. The coding region runs from base 12 to 1151 and encodes 379 amino acids. Gene Ontology annotation, molecular function: hydrolase activity, hydrolyzing O-glycosyl compounds. The record is from RefSeq and is a predicted model, not a curated record.